AUGUUUACCCAAGCUAUGGGACAAGCGACCAGUGUUUCGGAGGAAUCAAAGAGAGCAGCCAUAGAGCAGCUCAAUGAGGAAGGGAACGUUUUAUUUGGAUCCAGAAAGUUCUCAGCGGGUAUGUUGCAAUUUUUGAUUCUCUACACCGGGCCAAUAUUGAUGACUAAAUACACAUCACCUGAGUAUUUUAGAGUUGGGAACGAUGUCGCCGAACCCUUUUCCGUUGAAAUUCUGAAAGAUUUUCCUCUAGAUAAAGGUGGCAUGGUUUCGUUGUUCUUCGCUGGUGGUGGGGAUGCCCGCUAUUUGUAUGCAACGAUUAUCGAUCUCCAUGAAUCUGGGAAGAGAAUAAUGCCCCCCCUCCCCCCUCGAGAAUAA
Messenger RNA from Botrytis fragariae, 375 nucleotides. RefSeq lists its product as uncharacterized. The record is from RefSeq and is a predicted model, not a curated record. Bases 1 to 375 code for a protein of 124 amino acids. The transcript is spliced from 2 exons. NCBI's taxonomy places the organism in Eukaryota, Fungi, Ascomycota, Leotiomycetes, Helotiales, Sclerotiniaceae.